This is a messenger RNA of Ilyonectria robusta, 1749 nucleotides long. RefSeq names its product heterokaryon incompatibility protein-domain-containing protein. Lineage: Eukaryota; Fungi; Ascomycota; Sordariomycetes; Hypocreales; Nectriaceae. Bases 121 to 1749 code for a protein of 542 amino acids. The transcript is spliced from 8 exons. The record is from RefSeq and is a predicted model, not a curated record.
CUUUUCAAUAGUUUCCCAUAUCUUUGGAACCGCCUACCUCACCAGUCAUCAGUCGCGCCCCCCUUGAGGCGCUCUUCAAGAACUGCCCGCUACCUCCAACAUCAGUGACUAAUACCCGCAAUGUCCACUCUGCCCAGUAAUCCCUAUUUUUCCAGACUGACUGGCGAAGGCCAGAUAAGGCUGCUGAAAGUCCAUCCCGAGGCGGAUGGAAGUCGAGAACUUCAAUGCGAGCUCGAGACUGCCCAUCUAAAAGAAAAUCCCAGCUAUGUCGCCGUCUCGUAUACAUGGGGGCCUCCGACAGCCGAAGCGGCCGACGCAGGAGUCACAGGCAGUCCAACCCACGCCAUUAGGUGCGACGGGGAUGUCAUCCUUAUCACCCGGAAUCUGCAUGACUUUAUCCGGAGGGUGUGCCGCGACCCUGAGCUGAAUUCGCGAAGGUUUUGGGUUGAUUCUAUCUGUAUCAACCAGCAAGACUCCAUAGAGAGGGCCAGCCAAGUCAGCUUCAUGGCCUCUAUCUACCGCUCGGCCGACAUGGUUAUUGCGUGGCUGGGUGAGGAGGAUGUCUAUACCGAAGAGUCCUUUGCGCUCACCAGGACUCUAGCGAGACUCUGCAAAAAUUGUCGCAAGCAGAUCAUGCCUAAGAAUAUGGGGUCCGAAGCUUUUGCAAAUAUUCUAGGCCCGCUUGCUGAUGAUCGCGCUUGGAAUUCGCUGAGACAGUUCUGGCGGCGCAGGUACUUCAAACGAGCCUGGAUCAUCCAAGAGGUGGCACUAGCUAAGAAGGUGAUAGCCAAGUGUGGCGGCCAUAUCCUCGACUGGGAUCACAUUGUUCAAGUAUCGCUUUUUUCGACCAUCACUCCCUGGACACGGUUCAUGAAUUCGGGACUGCACGAACCAACCGACGGAAAAUCCUCAAAUCAUGCUCUGCCAUUAUACCUCGAUGCGAAUAGCAAAGCGGACGAAGCGCGGCGGUUCCAGUGCUCGGAUCCCAGGGACAAGGUCGCAAAGGAAAAGCCGCGUCUGCGACCAGUCUACGGGGACCGCUCGGUUGUCGACACCUAUGUUUCCGCAGCAAUUCAGAUAUUGGCAGAUACAGACGAUCUGUUGCUCCUUGCUCAUGCCGAGGGGCAAGACUUCCAAAAGAUUGAAGGUCUCCCGUCCUGGGUUCCGGACUGGUCCUGUGCGAGGGCCGCGGGAAGCUUACCAAGGACCCUUCGCGGGUUGCGGCUUGACUGGGUCGUCCAAGUUGGCGAGUCCAAGGACGAGGCACUCAUUCACAGGAAGCCCGCGUAUUUUCCUGGCUGGAUCUCCAUCCUGUCCGCUCUUCCUGAGAUAUAUCACACCGGACAGCCAAAAACCGAAGUAUUCUGGAGAACUCUUAUCACGGACACAGCCGCGCGCAUUCCUCACCCAGCACGGCACCCUGCUGCAGAGGAAUACAGAUUUGCAUUCCGCGAUUGGCUAGCGCGCGUUAGGCAUUUCUUGGAGGGGCUCAACCGCCUUGCCGCCUCAGACAAGAGAAACACAGGCAUGGCAAGGAAUUUAUUCACCAACUAUCUCGGUAUCGCAACGACAUCUGUUAGAGAGGGUGACUCGGUGUGGAUUUUGUCCGGCUCCCGGGUGCCGCUCAUCUUACGAGAAGCCGGCCCAUACAAUGAAUAUCGCCUCGUAGGAGGGGCAUAUGUUCAUGGGUUCAUGGGGGGGGAGGCGUUAAUGACUGAUGUUCCCCUUAUGCAUAUUAAGCUCGUGUAG